AUGGGGCCAGCUGUCCCCAGGUCCCCACGGCUGGCCACCUCUCCGGACAUCAGGCUGGUGUCUGAGCAGUUCUCGCAGUCCCCGCAGAAGCUGUCUUUCUACAGCUGGUACGGCAGCGCCAGACUCUACCGCUUCCGCGUGCCCCCGGACACCGUGCUGCUGCGCUGGCUGCUGCAGGUGGCCCAGGGCGGCGGCCCCACCUGUGCCAACCUGGAGAUCACCGUGUACUUCCGCUAUGGCGCCCCUCCCGUCAUCAACCCCCUGGGUACCAGCUUCCCUGCCAACACCUCCAUGCAGCCCUCCUUCCUCAUCAAGAUGCUGCAGAGCAACACUUCCAUCAACGUCUCCCACCCAGCGCCUGGGGACUGGUUUGUGGCUGCCCACCUGCCCCCCUCAUCCCAGAAGAUUGAGGUGAAGGGCUUUAUUCCCACCUGUGCCUACAUCUUUCAGCCGGACAUGCUGGUCGUGCGGGUGGUCGAGGUCUCCAUCCUGGAGCCCGACACACCCUUGCCACAGACCCUCCUCUCCCAGCCCGGCUACCUCAAAAUCUUCGUCCCCGAGUUCACCCAGGAGCUGCGGCUGGAGCUGCAGGGCUGUGUGUCCAACGGGAGCCGGGGCUGCCCCGUGCACCUCACCGUGGGCUCAGCUACCCUGCCCAGCAACUUCCAGAAGGUGCUCACCUGCACUGGCCCCGCCCAGGCCUGCCGCCUGCUGCUGCCCUCGCCGCCCUGGGACCGGUGGUUGCAGGUGACAGCCAAGAGCCUGGCAGGGCCCCGUGUAUUGGUGGCUUUCAGCGCUGUAGCUUCUCUCACAGCCUGCAGGCCUUGGAUCGUAAACUUCCAGCAUCUUCUGCAGAACAGUUCAAACCAGAGCCGCAACAACACGUCUGCUGGUCUGCUGCCCCCGGGGCCUGGCUGGCGGGGCCUGGGGGGGAGCAGCCGUGUGGGCGGCGGCCCCUUCUGCCUCCUGAGCUACCAGGCCGUGCGGGAAGACGUGGAUGUGGUGUCUGUGCACUUCAGGCCCCCGGACAGGGCCUCGGUGCUGGUGCGGUCGGACGUGCCUGCAGUGAUGCGGCUGCAGCUGAGCACGGGCAUGGACAGCGGGGGCUCCCUCACCAUCGCCCUGUGGGCCAACGAGAGUGUGAUGCCCAACAACACCUGGGUGAAGGCCUGCGUGAACGCUGCCUCGCCCUUCCUCAGCUUCAGCGCUGCGCUCAACUGCACCACAGCCUUCUUCCAGGGGUAUCCCCUGUCUUUGAGCACCGUGUCUCGCAAGGCCCACCUUAUCAUUCCCUACCCAGAGACAGACAGCUGGUACCUCUCCCUGCAGCUCGUGUGCCCUCAGAGUCCUGAGGGGUGUGAGGAGGCCUCGGUGCUCGUGGAGACCGCCUUGUCCUUGGUGCCCUGCUUGAACGACUGCGGGCCAUACGGCCAGUGCCUCCUGCUGCGCAGACAUGGCUACCUGUAUGCGGGCUGCAGCUGCAAGGCAGGCUGGCGUGGGUGGAGCUGCACAGACAACAGCACCGCCCAGACCUUGGCCCAGCAGCAGGUGGCCGUGCUCCUGCUCACCCUCAGCAACCUCGUGUUCCUGGCCCCCAUCGCCCUCUCUGUGCACCGCUGCCUCCUGGUGGAGGCCUCCGUCUACGCCUACACCAUGUUCUUCUCCACGUUCUAUCACGCCUGCGACCAGCCGGGGGAGGCCGUGCUGUGCAUCCUGAGCUACGACACCCUGCAGUACUGCGACUUCCUGGGCUCUGGGGUGUCCAUCUGGGCCACCAUCCUCUGCAUGGCGCGGCUGAAGGCCGCCCUGAAAUAUGUUCUGCUUCUCCUGGGCACACUGGUGUUGGCCAUGACCUUGCAGCUGGACCGCAGGGGCGCCUGGAACAUGAUGGGGCCUUGUCUCUUUGCCUUGGUGGUCAUGGUCACCAUGUGGGUGUACCGCUGCGGGCACCGGCGGCGCUGCUACCCGCCCUCCUGGCAGCGCUGGGCCUUCUACCUCCUGCCCGGCAUCUCCAUGGCCGCCGUGGCCAUUGCCAUCUACGCCUCCAUGAUGACCAGCGACAACUAUUACUACACCCACAGCAUCUGGCACAUGCUGCUGGCAGGGAGCGCAGCCUUCCUGCUGCCCCCGCGGGACAAGCACGCUGAGCCCUGGGCCUGCUCACAGGGGCUCGCCUGCCACUAUCAGAUCUGUAAGAACCACCGGGAGGAGCUGUACACGGUGACGUGAUGCCGCCAGCUCAGGGACAUGCACAGCUCCGGUGGCAGCCUCUGCAGCAGGGGGGCACCAAGGGAGAGGGGCCUGUCCGGAUGGAUUUCCAGCGGAAUAAAAUGGCCCUGCACACCCA
This is a messenger RNA of Myotis lucifugus (little brown bat), 2347 nucleotides long. Its product is annotated as post-GPI attachment to proteins factor 6-like. Gene Ontology annotation, cellular component: plasma membrane. The record is from RefSeq and is a predicted model, not a curated record. Lineage: Eukaryota; Metazoa; Chordata; Mammalia; Chiroptera; Vespertilionidae. Bases 1 to 2229 code for a protein of 742 amino acids. The transcript is spliced from 13 exons.